This is a messenger RNA of Athalia rosae (coleseed sawfly), 3061 nucleotides long. It is a transcript of the gene Atg101, whose product is annotated as autophagy-related protein 101. Gene Ontology annotation, biological process: autophagy; autophagosome assembly. The transcript is spliced from 2 exons. Gene Ontology annotation, cellular component: phagophore assembly site. The record is from RefSeq and is a predicted model, not a curated record. Lineage: Eukaryota; Metazoa; Arthropoda; Insecta; Hymenoptera; Athaliidae. The coding region runs from base 840 to 1496 and encodes 218 amino acids.
UGCGCAGCUAAGUUCAGUUUGCUCGCUCGUGGCUCGAGUCCAAGAAGAAGGCAAAGAUCGUACAACAAUAGCUGGGUAAUAAUUAUUAGCGGAUUUAAGAAACGGGGUAUCAAAUGUGUGUUCUAAGAUCAUCAAAUAUAGGUGAUGAAGCCGUGUCGGCGAGUCAAAGACUGGGUGAAUGGUGUAAUCAGUUCACGACGUAACUAUCACGUGAUUUUUAAAUGACUUAUCAUUUAUCUGUGCGCUCUAUUGUUUUUAUACAGAAGAGUUCGAUGCUGCUCGUGGUGUCACCACCAAACACUCAAAAUAGCAGCGUGUCGUCCCUUUCAGACUAGUUGAGCAGCAGCAGCAGCAGUAGCGAGCACCAGGCUGUUGUUUACCGUUUCUCAGGGCUUUCGUUUUUUUUCCCAAUUUUACCGUUGACCGUUGUCCCCGACCAGUUUCUGCCCUGCAACGAUCGUUGGACGUUGCGAAACUGAAAUCCGUUAUCUGAUGGUAUUGAUAUUUAAUUCGAUGCAAUAACUACGGCUUCGCGUCUGAAAACUGUAACGAUAAUAAUCAACAUAACACCCGUGUUGUCCGUGCCACGCGUAAUGGAUUCCCUUUUCCAAAAAUCACACGCCAACCGCGUGCGCUAAGUACGUUUUAUAAACUGUACGUCGUACCUAACUUUAAAGACAUAACACCUAUAUUUAAACAAACAUAACGAAUCAGAUAAACUAUACAAUACGACUAAAUUCACACCGAUGGAGGAAGGCGCCGAAACGUGCAACGGGUCAACGACGAUGGAAGCCACAAAUUAACCUAACGGAUUCGCCGAGAGGAGAAGAGGUGUCGCAAUGAACGCGAGGACGCAGCUAUUUGAACUGAGCAUGGAGGGCCGGCAGGUGGAUGAAGCAGUUGCCGGUAUAUUCCACAGUGUACUGUUCCACAGAAGCUUAGGAAAAUUCAAGUAUAAACAAGAAGGAAGUUAUUCAGUUGGUACGGUUGGCUACCAGGACGUCGACUGUGACUUUAUAGACUUCACUUACGUAUGUUGUUCGUCAGUGUGUCUAGACCAAACUCUGAAGCGUGAAAUAUCUGGCUUUUCGGAAGCGCUCCGAUCCAACGAUGGCCCAGGCUCGGGGCAAAUAUCGUUGGAAUUUUUUCAAAAGAAAAAAAAUCGAUGGCCUUUUCCGCCAGAGUGUAUCCCAUGGGAAGUGUGGACGGUCAGAUUGGAACUGAUAAAACUUGUUACUGAACACGAGAGGCAGAUUUGCAGGGAGAAAGUCGGCGACCUACUGACCGAUAAAAUAUUGUACAUAACAGAAGUUAUGAACAGACAUGAUUACCUCCCGAAGAUGCCGAAUCAGGCAGAAUUGGACCUCAUCUUUGAUACUUCCUAUCCGGAUAUUCAACCGUACUUAUUUAAGCUCUCGUUCACUACGUCCGGGCCAUCAAGUACGACGAUGGGAAAUACCAUGAAAAAACUUAUCAAUGCGACACAGUCCAUGUAAUAGGAUCGAUAUGAAGUACAGAAUUUUUCAGAUUUAAGCUAAUUGUUUUAAGUAUGCACCGCCGGCUAGUGUUCUAGUUCUCGGUACUAGAAUUAUUUUACAACUUAGAAAUGAGUGUGUCUGAUCGAAGCAGAGAGGUAGAUGACAAGGCGGCUUGUAAGACGGCUGAUUGUGAUAAGCUGCUAUUUGUGAAAAUGUGGAAAAAUAUUGAUGGAGAGGUCAAUUUGAAGUUUAUGUAAUAUAUUGUAAAAUUAUAAUGGUAGAUUAUAUUAGAACUGAUAUAUAAUUAUUAAAAGAAGAUUUUUAAGUGCUAUCGUCGUUGAAGUUCGAUUGCUUGUUUUUUUUGUUUUUAAUUGUUUUUUUUUACAUAAUUUUUCAACAUUUUGAUUAAUGAUAAUCAUUAUUAAUAUCGCCGCAAAAAAGGGAUCUCUACAAACCCUUUUGUCUUGUCGCUAACAUCAUGAAUUAUUGCUGCUUGUAUUCACAAAUAUUCACAAAAAAGAAAAAAAAAUUAGCCCUAGAGUUUUAACAAUUUUGAUCUGGCAAAUAUAAUUUGCCAUUGCUUCCUAAAUCGGUUAACAAUUUGUAUUAAAAAUUGACGAAUUAUUAUGGAUAAAGGGCUUAUUUAAUGUGUCUGUCAGAUAUAGUUUUUUCUUUGUAAAUUCACUCGACUUUUUGCUUCGAUUAAAAAUUAAUAAGUAAACCGAAUAAGCCCUCUAGCGAUGUCUCGAAUGCGAAUGUUUGUUAUAGUAUUGUCUAUCUGAUUGCUCGUAUUGAUCAAUCGUGUGCAAUAUUUAAAAACCGGAACUAGAUUAGUGAAAAUUAAUUAUUUAUUUAGUGUCUGAUGCUACCGCUUGACAGUCUGAAAAUAGAUAAAUAUAACAUUUUUAUUGUUACUCUUUGCUACAUGUAUUACGGUCGAUCCAUAAGCAAGUGUAACGAUAUAUUAGAAAACACAAAGUUUUGGCAGCAAUUCUUUUCUUCGUUUUUAUUCAUUUACUCUUGAGAUUCACUUUAUUCAAUUAAGUGUUUCUUCUGUAAAAUGUGGAUAGAGUGUUACUUGUCAUUUCCAUAAUCAUUUUUUCGAAUUAUUUUCCUCUUAUAUUUCUAUUUUUUUUGUUUUUACCUCUAUUGGCAACAAUAUCCAUAGACAAUAGUUAGAGGUGUUCGAGGACAGAAAACGAAUUAUACAAAAAAAGAUAUACCAUAUCGAUCGUUUUUGCGUAGAAAGUUUACGCAUUGAAAUUUAAAAAAAAUAAAUCUAUUUAAUACUAUAUCUGACGAGAAGAAGAGAAAAUUACAGGGUCCUUGCCUAGAACUGUGGAUAAAAAAAAAAAUAACAAUUACUUUUUAUUCCAUUGCCCAUUACACUAUUUUUCUUUUUUUGCUCUCGCUCUCUUUCUUCCUAUCUCUCUUUUACAAUGAUCACGAGUUCUAUAUCGAACAAACAACAAAUGGAACACAAAAAUAAUUAAAUAACAAAAGGAAUUUUAACCGUCGUAUAAUAAUAAAAUAUUGAUUUCUAAAUAUGAAAGAAGAAUAAAUCAAGAUCGGCUUAUUUAUAA